This is a messenger RNA of Symbiodinium necroappetens, 1722 nucleotides long. The record is from the annotation of a GenBank genome assembly. Lineage: Eukaryota; Dinophyceae; Suessiales; Symbiodiniaceae.
AUGGUUCAACCCAGUGACCUUUGGCUAAUUCUCCCCCACUUGAACUCUGUGACGGGGAGGGGCUAUGGCUAUGUGGGAGGCAGGUCCACUGUUUCCGGCAUUUGCCCGGGGAGAGGCGAAAGCAACGAAGUCGGGAAGGCUUGGGUCUCUGCGGAGCCGCGACAGCGGCGGGCCUUCGACCGGGGCAACUGGCACCCGUUCUGGCUCUUGGGCCGUUUGGCGGUGCGUGUGCGAGCGAGUGCGUGGUCGCCGAAGCGAUCGACCGCGUUAGACCUGGGCGAGCGCUUGCUUCGGGCCUUCGACACGCCAACUGGGAUGCCCAGGUCCCGAGUAAACUUGGCAAAAGGGAUCCCGAAGGGUUCUUCUGCGACAGUGACCAUUGCCGAGGCAGGAUCAUUCUUGCUGGAGUUUGGCAUGCUAUCGCAUCUCACCGGAGAAGAUCGUUUUUACCGAGCCGCCAAGCGAUCUCUUCUGGCUUUUUGGGGCCGACGGAACCUGUUGGACUUGGUGGGCACAUCAAUCGAUGUGAACACGGGCAAUUUCGUGGAUCAGCAAAGCACGACCGGUCCUGGGCAAGACUCGUUUUUCGAGUAUCUGCUCAAGGGCUACAUCCUCUUCCAUGAUUUCGAGCUGUUGGAGAUCUUCUUGAGUGCCUAUGCUUCAGUUGAAUUUUAUCACAGUUUCGAGGGGUUCACCUACAACGUGGACAUGAACAAAGGGCUCAUGGCAAAUACUCAUCUGUCGCCUUUGGCUUGCGUGUGGGCGUCUUUGCAAGUGCUGGUGGGAGACGUGGCCAGUGGUUUGCGAUCGGUGUUGUACUGGUACGGCCUGUGGAAGAAGCACGAGGCCUUGCCUGAGGUUUUUGACACCAGAGCAGAGAGCCCGACCCAAGCCAGGGACUCUCCACUUCGACCAGAGCUGAUCGAAGCAAUUUUCUACCUGUCGCUUGCUCUGCCCGGUGAUUCCAUGAUUUUUGACAUGGCAAAGAAUAUCGCCACAGCCAUCAACGACCAGAGCCGAGUCGACUGCGGCUUUGCUUCCGUGGCAGAUGUAACGACAAAGAGGCUCGAUGACAGAAUGGAUUCCUUCUUUUUGUCCGAGACUCUGGUGUAUUUGUACUUAUCCCUGGCGCCGCCAGAAGAUCUGGCCAAUGCAAUGCCGUGGCCUGUCGGCGCCAGCGUUUUCACAACGGAAGGCCACCUCUUCCCGAUUUUUCCAAAGGCUGCAGAUUCCCGCCUUUCAGCAACCACAACAGCUCGGAGCCAGGACCUUUAUCCAGCAUCCGCUUUGGAUUCUCCACAGCCGACUUGCGAGGCUUUGACACCCUUCGAACGAGUCGCAGUUCAGCAGCGCUGCCGAACGAAGUAUUUGCUGACUCCGAGCUACCAGAUGCAGAUGAAUGCCGAAGCUUCACGGCGGUGUCGUUCACAAGCGGUCCAACUGCUGGUGUGGUCUGCCGGUGAUUUCGCCAAGCCAGUGAUGCAUGUUUCCGGCUUGGCUUCCUCACUUGGGCGUCCUGUGCCGGUUUUGCCGUUGCUACAUGCACAACUCCAGGUGACGGCCACGGUCACCAGCCGCCUUUGCAGCACACUUUGGCAUUGCUUAGAUUGGACUUGGAGCAGAGUCCAGGGAGAAUGCCGUAUUUCAGCAGCUCGCCUUUCCGAUUUGAGCCGCUGCGACGUUUGUUCGCAACGCGGGAGAUCGUCGCGGCCAGCCCGCUAA